Laetiporus sulphureus 93-53 is the source of this 1926-nucleotide messenger RNA. RefSeq lists its product as uncharacterized. The record is from RefSeq and is a predicted model, not a curated record. Bases 94 to 1665 code for a protein of 523 amino acids. The transcript has 5 exons. NCBI's taxonomy places the organism in Eukaryota, Fungi, Basidiomycota, Agaricomycetes, Polyporales, Laetiporaceae.
CUGUCCAUUGUAGUUGCGAAGAAAACAGUCACGAUCAAGAUGUAUCGAUGGCUUCUCUAGCCAGCCUCCAGCCAUCGAUAACUCGUUUUCGCCAUGCAUUGCCCCGCAUGCUACGCCAAGCAUCCCUCUAACGACACGACGGUUCACCCGUUCCUCCGCAGAAAGCCUACUAGAAAGGUAGAGAAUGAUAUCACGGAAGCCGUUCACAUUGUCAACAACCGGCCAAAGCACGCUCUCGAGAAUGAUCAGACAAUCAUGUCACCGCACUCUGCUGCUUCUAUGGUCAACCACAUACCGGCGGGCUCUCCGUCUCCCAAGUCCCACUCUAGACAACGCUCGGGGCCCGUACCCGCACCCACGGCAGCAGCGUCCCUGGUCAAUGCUCACGUCACUAUCACUCCCGUAGCUGUCAAGAGGCAGAUGAAGCCAUCUGCGUUCAGCACCUUCCCCACGCCCCUUGCAUCGCCCCGUCCGUUCUAUCCGCCCGGCUUUGGCGCUAGGCGUGGCACCUCAGUAGCUACACCCAGUCGGCUCCCCAUGCGCAAUAGCCCGCCUCGAACUGAGGUCAGCAUACUGACAAAAGAAAGGAUGAUAAAGACGUCGAAGCAUAAUAAUGCAGGGAUCAAGCUUACAGCUAAGAUCGAGCCCAAUGACAUUCCUCCCGUUACGAAGGCUGUCAGUCGCGUCCCUGUUCUCGUCCACACAUCUGUCGUCAGCUCUCCCCCGAACACUGUCCGAAGGAUGAUUGAUACGAAACGAAGCACGAACGUCACCCCUGUGCGUAGUCGAGGCGGAGAUAUGAAGAUUAGCAACGUGGAGGUCCUGAAGAACAAAGGCAACAUCUCAGUAUCUCAGAGAGCGGCGGGGGUCACCAAGCAUGGCAAGCGAGAUGCACAGAUUAAAGAGAAGCCCGAGCGUGUCGCGAUAUUCCAGGCUUGUCCCAAGAUUAGCCGCGACAUCAAGGCCGCCGUUGAUCUUGUCGUUACCGGGUCGAAGAUUACCGGGAAAAAUAUCAGUGGUACGGCACGUGGGAAGAAGGAGAAUGAAUUGAAAGAGAGGGAGGGAGAUAGGAAGAAGGCGACAGCGCACCGCAUACCCGAAGGAGAGAAGGCAUAUCGAGCCCGAAACAUUCGUGGAGGAGUACCGACUGUUGAAAGCCUCUCAUAUGAUGGGAAGAAGAAGAAGCAAGCUCUCGCGUGUGUUAAUGAUAUCAAGAAGAUUAAGACGAAGUAUGCUCAAAGCGUCCGCGGCAGCUCACCAACCACUGGCAUGGCCAACUCUCCCUCGCCUAAGAAUGGCUUCAUGUCUGCACCUCAUAGCAAUCGAGAACUAGAAUCAGACGCUACCACUUGCCGUGAAAUGAAGUCGCUAUGCCGUGUAAACCUCGGGGUUGAGGAUCCGAUCAACAUCGUAGAUAGUGGUGGUAAUGAGCGCAGAAAGACCGCAAGUCCCUGCGGAGAGUCGCCCAAGCGUACUGCAGAUACCACCGGGGACACCACUUCGGUUGCAAGCCUCCUCGAUGAGACUGUGGUUUGCACACCUCACCACUCAGGGAAGUCGUGUGUCGAGGAAGACGGCACCGAGGAUGCAAGCGCUACCCCCUCGGCAGCAAACAUCUUUAACGACCCCACGGCUGUCAGCCCCAGCACUGGCCAAGAUAUGUGAGCCGAUAUUCUACAUCUGGUUCCAAAUGUUCGCAACUCGUAAACUCAACAGUAUUUAUAGAUCCAAACUACAAUGUCCGGUUGAACUCGGAGACAUCCGCUUCCCCGUCGCAGUCAAGCAGGCACUGGUUCAGGCCCCUGCCUUUGCCCCCUCGAAGGGCAUUCGUCAGAUUGUCGGCACCAUCCUCGCGUUCGUCGCUGCCGACGUCACAAAAGAUUACGCGUCAACCCAGUCGGCCGUGCCCGCCGCUUGCGUUCUUGU